Molecule: messenger RNA, 1893 nt
Organism: Suillus discolor
Lineage: Eukaryota; Fungi; Basidiomycota; Agaricomycetes; Boletales; Suillaceae
Exons: 4
Coding region: 207-1733 (508 amino acids)
Source: RefSeq, a predicted model, not a curated record
GAGGAAACAACAUAUAGCCGGAUGGAGAUAAAAAUACAGACAUAACUCUCAUCUCCAGGCGAGUACAAGCAUCAUAUCUGCGCUAUACAAGGAGAUAUGCCCGCAGAAAGAAAAUUAAAUGUCACACAUCACACUCCUUCGAACCCUUGAACCUAAUCGGAUCCGACACCACAGAUAUUUCUACCCUGAAGUGAUCUAGAAUACUGAUGCACCAUUGGAUCCCAGAAAUCGUGCGGGUUAUCUUUGAAUAUAUCUAUGAUCCUAUCCGCAAUGAAGAGGAUAUCGAUGGUCGCGUUACAGUGGCCGGUCUGGCAAGAACUUGUCGAGCGUUUAACGAUCCCGCCCUGGACGUCCUAUGGGCUCAGCUCCACUCUUUAGAUGCACUCGUCCUCUGUUCUGGUGGGACUCGAGAUCGCUGGAAUCAAUCAACCUGGGAUCAACCAUUGUAUGAUGCGGACUGGCGCGUUCUGGCGCGUCAUACAAGACGCGUCUGCACGCUAACAAUCUCACCUCAUUCAGAGACAUGGCAUAUCAGCACUAUGGGGCUUCUGAAUUGUUUCCCCCUUCCAGGACCCCUUCUUCCGAAUCUCACAAAAUUGAAUUGGUUGUCCAACAAUGAAGAAUACUUCCCCUUUUUACAUCGCUUCUGCGGGCCUAAUCUUAAAACCCUGAGGCUUUCACCCGACGAAUGGGGUGUCAGCAAGUGUGUUGCUGUUGCUUCGCUUGCAUCAUCAUGUCCUUUGCUCGAGGGAUUUUUAUGCCCAGACGCAGAUCAUUUUUCGAUGCACGCAAUCAGCGAGGCAGUUUUGGGCUGGAACAAACUUCGACUGCUGCAGGUUGGUCCUGUGGACGAGCAGGCUUUGGCACACGUAGCCUCUUUGCAAACCCUUCAAGAGUUGCAUUUCUCCGCCGCAUCAGAUCCUAGAUCCUCCCUAUUGGAACUUUGCAACCCCCAUGCCCUGAUGGUGAUCUCAAUCCCUACGCCUUCUAUCUUUCAAAUAUUCAUGCAAAACGUCCAUCUCUCAAUUCAACGCCUGGAAAUUCACUGCUCCCUCUACGAUUAUUCCUUCCCUGAACAUUUCUUCUCGCACUUACAGGCAUGCUUAGCGCAUCCUGAAGAACUCACAUGGCUCUCGCUGAUCGUGGACAAGAUAUCACCCGAGGAUGAUAGUGACGAAUUAAUCGUGCUCAACUCUCACAUUUUGCAUCCACUCCUAACAUUCAAGGGACUCAAUCACUUGGAUCUUGGGCACUCGUGCACUGCGCAUAUUGACGAUACCUUUCUCAGGGAGAUAGCCCUGUCUUGUCCACACCUACAGAGACUCCGGUUAGGUGACCAGCAUCACUGGUUCAUUGCUCCGUUGGUGACCUUUGAUGGAAUCAUAUCUCUCUUGAGGCACUGCCGCCAGUUGUUUUGUCUUGGCAUUUUCUUUAAUGCCACUUUCAAAAGUAACACGACAUAUGUGGCUUCGGUCGACGCAAUCAGUCCAAAAAUCACAGAAUUUCAUGUCGGGGCAUCCCCCAUCGGUGAUCCUGUGAAGGUCACAGCAGUGCUGUCCUUUCUAUUUCCAAGUGUCACUCGCAUAAAUUAUUCCAUCUCCAACAUAUUCCUUAUGGACCCUCAGGGGAUGAGGGUAGAUUGGGCGACAGUAAAUAUGUGGUUUGAAACAUUUGUCUCGGCCCGGAAGGAGAGUCGACAGCAAGGCUGGUUGGAAGGGAAGGCGGAGGUUUAAGAGGAUACAGUAUGUGUAUUGACAAUUUGAUUCGGUCAUUCUUUUCGUAUCCUUCAGCUAGUUCAGUAGUGCUACAGAUUAACAGGGCCCUCGUGGAAGGAUGUCGAAUAUUCUUUACCACUGAACAAAGUUCAACAAACACGUUUGUUGACCUUAUUGU